UGCGACAGGCCGCGGCGCGAGCGGGGCCUCACUCAACUAGAAAAACGGUCUGGCACGAGAUAACGGGUGGGGAGCGACACUGAACCACGGGACGACCGCGUACCGGUUUCCCACACUGACGGCCGAACAGACGAGGACAGACCGGCAGCUUGAAACGGCACAGAAGACAAAAAUCAGAAGCCGUGCAUGUGGAGAGCGGUUUGUUGGCAGCCAACGAGCAAAGUAGCUAACCAUCGUUAGCUGAACUGGGUUAGCAGGCUAGCCAGCUUUUGUAAUCCGCCGGCCAGACACACUUUCGUCCACCACAAACCAGGCCGAAACUGGAUUCCAAGUGAGACCACAUAACCGCCGAAGGGACAAAGAAAGCACCGGCGGUGGCAGGAGGCUGGUUCUGGGGGCGAGGCCAAAGGACCAGACUCAAUGAGUUUCCAGCGAAAUGUCCGAGAAGUCAGGGCAGAGCACCAAGGCAAAGGAUGGCAAAACAAAGUAUGCAACCCUUAGCCUCUUCAAUACCUACAAGGGUAAAUCUCUGGAAACCCAGAAAACUGCAGUGGCUGCCAGACAUGGGCUCCAGAGUUUGGGCAAAGUUGCUGUUAGCCGGCGCAUGCCCCCUCCAGCCAACCUGCCCAGCCUGAAGGCAGAGAACAAGGGAAACGACCCCAACGUCAAUAUUGUCCCCAAAGACGGCAGUGGAUGGGCAUCCCGAUCUGAGGCGGGGGACGAGAGGCAACAGGAGACACCCCCACCUCCAAACAAACCAGCAGUAAUCCAGUCACAAGAGCUUUCUCUUGGGGGCAACCGCUCCUGGGCCAACAGCAAGCAGACACAACUAGACGGGGCUCCACGUGUGAGCAGCCAUUUUCACCAGGAGUUUCCCAGCUUGCAGGCAGCUGGUGAGGUGGAGAAAGGGGAUGGUCAAGAGGAGGAGCCUUAUGGACCAGGCCCCAGCCUCAGACCUCAAAAUGUUGGCAGUUGGCGUGAGGGUGGAGGCAGGAAUUUGAACACUGCACCCAGCCCCCCUGAGAUGGAUAACAGGGCUCCAGAGGAGGGUAGUACAAGCCUUGGUACCUCCACACCACCUGCGGAAGCUGAUGAACCUGUCCGAAAUGUAACCACUGACAGUCAGAAGGAGAAGAGGGAUGGCAGGGAGAGGCUGCCCACCUCUGGCCCUCCUCAGCCUAAACUUAAUGGGGGGCAGCAGCCCCCUGCCGGGGUGCCAACUCACUUUGACCCUGCUUUCAGGAGCAUGAUGCCACCCUAUAUGUUCCACGCCUAUCCUCAAAUGUCUUUUGGCCCUGGGCAAGGAAAUUUCAGAUACCCUGUACCACAAGAUGGAGCAAAGUUGCUAAGGGGUCCUCGUUCAGCACGACCCCAGCAGCCUCCCCCUCAGUCCUGGCUCCAGGACCCAGACAGACCCUCUAUCAUCAGCGCAACAGAACUGAAGGAGCUGGACAACUUGGACACUGAUGCUGAUGAGGGCUGGGCAGGAGCUCAGAUGGAGGUGGACUACACUGAGAAACUAAACUUCAGCGAUGAUGAGGAGAACCAAGCUGCUAAAGACAAAGGAGAAAACUGGGAGUGGAUGGGUAAAGUUGAACGUAUAAGACCUCGGCCAUCAGAUAGCCAGGAGGGCUGGAAGGAGGGAUCUGAGGACCGUGGGGCCAGCAAAACCUCAUGGGCCGACAAUGUAGAUCCAAGAGCACCAUCACCUGGCAGUAUGGGGCAGUACAGUAAAUCAGCUGCUCCACAGGACUACCAGGGUGGCAGUCGUUCUGUUGGUGGUGCAGCUCCACGUGGGAGCAAGCCAGGGGCUACAGCAGCACCUGGUGCUGAUGAGGACUCUGAGGCCUGGAGACAGAAGCGUAAGAAGCCUUCAGAAGUUUCUGAAGCUGUAGAACGAGCGAGACGGAGGAGAGAGGAAGAGGAACGGCGGAUGGAAGAACAGCGGCUCGCAGCUUGUGCUGAAAAACUUAAACGUCUCAAUGAAAAACACCGUCAGGCAACUGAGGGCAAAUCCUCCCCUGCUCAGACCACCAAUGAUGAGGCAGGAGCUGCCCAUGAGGAAGCCCCUUUAUCAGCUCCUUCUCCUGUAUCCAGUCCUGUACCUUCAGCCUCAGUUCCACAAUCACAGGCCCCAAUCAUACAAGCGUCUCUACCGGAGAGGGUGGAGCGAGACAGGGAGAGGGUGGAGAGGGUGGAGCGAGACAGGGAGAGGGUGGAGAGGGUGGAGAGGGUGGAGCGAGACAGGGAGAGAGUCGAACCAAGUGAAGAGGAGGAGGGUCACGUGCCUCGUCAGCCCAGCCCGCCAAUCCAGAGACCUGUGGCCAUAGCACCAGAGCCUAAGAGCGAGGGAGAGGGCUCUCUGGCUGAGGUCGGCCCUUUAAUUGAAGAGAACCAAGUUGACAGGACAACAGUGCCUAUCCGAGACUAUUUCAACAUAGAGGACAACAGAGUGGAUGAGCCCCUCCUGUCUCUGCCUCACAUGGACACACCAAGUGGCGAGGAAGUCCCCGUGGCACCCCCACAGCUGGAAGGAGAAGCAGCAGCUGCUAUGCGUCCCUCUCUCACCUCAGGCUAUUCCAAACAGUUUCAAAAGUCUUUGCCACCUCGUUUCCUUAGACAGCAGGAGCAGAUGAAGCAGCAACAAUGGCAGCAGCAGCAACAGCAGAGUGGGGGAUCCGUGUCUCCAUCAGGUGGUGGUGGGGGUCCAGCUACCCAACAACAGCAGCAGCAGCAACACCGCUCCAUGUAUCAACCCAUGGGCCCCCACCACCAGCACCUGGCUUCCAUGGGGUUUGACCCCCGCUGGCUAAUGAUGCAGUCCUACAUGGACCCCCGCAUGAUGUCAGGACGUCCUCCUAUUGACAUGCCUACUAACAUUCACCCUGGGAGGAUGCCUCCUAAGCAGAUUGUGCGCAGAGAGCCUGGUGACAACUCUAGCUCCAGCUCUGACUCCUUUGACCACUUGACCCGACCAAUUCGUGACCAUGGCCUACCCUCAGACUCACGGAUGGUAUGGGGAUCCGACCCAUACCCACAGUCAGAGCCUCUACCUUCUGUAACUCCUCCAAAAGGACGGGAUGAUAACAAAGAGCCGAGGAUGGACUCUAGUUUGGAUCUGGACAGGGGUCUCCCAGCUAUGUACCCCCAGGAUCACACUGCAUUAGACUCUCGUAAGAGUAACUUCUUCCGGGACCCCACAGAGUCCUUGUCAGCAUUUACCCAAGGCCCAGAGGAUACGUCUGGGCCUCUAGACAGGGUUCCCGUAGGCCCAGCCUUUGACCAUGAGGAGCCAGGCCUACCGAGUGGAGAAGAAGUAGAGGCUCUUGGUCAAGCUAUGCUCCAAAGGAGUGUCUCCCAGGGCUCCAGCCACUCCCUCAAGCUUGAUGAGCCCAGGUUUGAUGGGUUACCCCUGGGAACAAAAUCACUAGAUCUACAGGAAGCAGGGGAGAGGGCUGAUGAUAAGCCCCAGAAUGAAAGCUACUCUCAGGCUACAGUGGCCAGCAACAGAGCUACACCUCCUGCUGAUGGAUUACACAAACAAGAGAAGCUGCCUCUGCCAGCCCCUAGCAAGCAAAAAGCUGAGCUGCGCUGGGGUGGGAGAUCAGGGGCCGGACGUAGAGAAGGACCAGGGGGAGAGAGACCCGUCCGCAGGUCUGGGCCAAUAAAGAAGCCUGUCCUAAGGGACAUGAAAGAAGAGAGAGAGCAAAGAGAAGAGAGAGAGAGGCGUCACGAGAGAGCGGAAAGAGGAGACCGGUCCAAAAAGGAUCCGUCAACCAAAGCUCCUUCUGCAGCUGCUGCUGUGUCUGAGGGUUCCAGAGCUCAGGGUGAAGGGAAGAGAGAAUGUACAGAGCUCGAGGAAACACCAACUGGCCAUCAGAGAGCCAGAGACUCUCAGCCUUCGUCUGGGGCUCCCACUUCUUCCUCUCAGGAGGAGAGAGCAGAAAAACCGCCCAGCAAUGACAAACAUCCAGAACCCAAACUGCCCUCCAGGAAAGAGCCCAAUCUUCCUCCGCGUGCCUACCGACGUGAGGAGAGAGAGCGGGAACGUGACAGGGAUAAGGAAAUGGACAAGGACAGAGAGAGAGAGUGGCCUGCUGACUCAAGUUUCAAAGGCCGUGGUCGAGGGGAAUAUUACUCCAGAGGACGGAGCUACCGGGGGACGUACAGUGGCCGAGGAAGGGGGAGUCGUGGCAGAAGUCGAGCAGAGUACCCUUACCGAGAGCCUCGAUCACGCUCUGAUUUACCUUCUGCUGGAGGUGCUGCUGCCUUUCGCAAUAGAGAGGAAAGUGAAACACGCAGCGAGAGCUCAGACUUUGAGGUUAUACCAAAACGCAGACGACGACGGGGUUCAGAUACAGAUUCUGAAAGUGAAGGUGGGAGGGAGUCUGCCAGUGAUACUGGACCCUCUGACCGUGAACCUAGCACCAAACCUAGUCGUCCACUAAGACGAGAACUACCUGGGGAGGGCCGGUCUGGGCCCCACAAGCCAGGCUUUGGACCUCCUCACAUGGGGGAAAAAGUUGGAUCCAGGGGGGAAGAUGAAAGCAGGCCCAAGCCAGGUUUCCUUCCUAAAGGAGAGCCUUCUCGGCGAGGAAGAGGUGGAUUAUAUAGUAGAAGAGGUGGAGCAAGGGAACGUGGUGGCCCUCGCUCAGCCCCUCUUAGACGGCCAGCAGCCAGAGAGUCCUCCUCUCAGUGGCCCUCUAAACCCAUGGAGACAUUCAGACCUGAGGAUGCAGAAUCAACACCAAGAUAUGACAAUCCUCCUGCUGACCGACGGCCCCUUAAGUCUGAGGGCAAGAAAUUUGGGGAUGGGGCUCCUCAGAGUAGCAGAGAGAGGCCUCGUAGAUCCCGACCAGCACGGCCCCCCAGGCAAGAUAAACCCCCCCGAUUCAGGCGCUUGAAGGAGCGUGAGGCUGCAGUGUUAGCUAGUGGAGAAACAGUCCCAAUUCCCCAUGUCCCUUUACCCCCAGUGCCUGCUGCUGCUCCUAGGUCUGCCCCAAUCUCCCUCUCCCCAACCCUGUCUAGAGCUCCAGGAACCCCUGUUACUGUGCCUGCGGAAGUGGCAGCCACGAUGCCUGCACCUGACCUGCCCGCUCCUAUAGAAGCACCCUUGCCUGAGACCAGCAGCCCCACCAUCACUGCAGUCGGUACCAAGUCCCCUGACUUGUCCAACCAGAAUUCUUCAGAUCAAGCCAAUGAGGAAUGGGAAACUGCCUCUGAGAGCAGCGACUUCAAUGAGAGGAGAGAGCGAGAAGAGAGGAAAGGAGCACUGGAGGCCGCUAAUGAAGCAGCCGCUGCCUCUGCUGCAGCACCUGCACCCACCCAGGGCUCUUUGACCCCCAAUAAAAGCCCUCCAGAUGGAGGGUUGACUCCAAAACGUGAAGGAGCUCCUGCAGCCAAGAGGAGUUUCUCAAGUCAGAGGCCUACAGAGAGACAGAAUCGUAGAGGCAACAGUGGAGCCAAACCAGGCCGGAGCUACACAGGGGGCAAGGGGGAAAGGAGGGGAGGGGCCAAAGCUGGCCGCAAAGGCCCUGCAGCCCAUCAGAACUCGGAGGCCUCAGCACCAAUAGCUGGAGGAGCAGCCCAAAGACCUGCAAAAGAGCAGCCUGCCCGUCGCAAAGAUGAAACCAAACAGGCUGCCAAGAAACCCAAGGAGAAUGCUCUUUCUCAGUUUGAUCUCAACAAUUAUGCCAGUGUUGUGAUUAUUGAUGACCACCCAGAGGUCACCACCACAGAGGACCCACAGUCCAGCACCAAUGAUGACGGCUUCACAGAGGUGGUCUCCCGCAAGCAACAAAAACGCCUGCAGGAUGAGGAGAAACGGAAAAAGGAAGAGCAGACUACUCAGAACUGGGGUAAAAAGGGCUCUGGUGAGAAGAGCAGAGGGGGAGGAGGAAAGCUACCGCCAAGAUUCGCUAAAAAACAGUCAUCGCAGCAACAGCAACAACAGCAGCAGCAACAGCAGCAGCAGCAGCAGCAACAGCAACAGCAGCAGCAACAACAACAACAGCAGCAACAACAACAGCAGCAACAACAGCAGCAGCAGCAACAGCAGCAGCAACAACAACAACAACAACAACAGGCCUCACAGCCUCAGCCAGUUGUAGCCUCCACCCCCCAGGCCCAACAGCAGCCCACCAUUUCUGCCUCCCAGCAUGCUCACCUUGCACCCUCCCAGCCUGUUGCGUCCCCUCAAACUUUGGAAGGAACAGUGGCUCCUCUGCCCUCGAUUCCCCCUGCUACUGUGGACUUCACCUCAAAAAAUCUACCCCCCCAACCUACGCAGACGCACAGCACUCUGGGUACAGAACUGUGGGAGAACAAGGUAGCAGGCUCCACUGUCCUUCCUGAUGUGAAGAAACUUGGUCCAAUCAGCCCUCCCCAGCCACCUUCUGUGAGUGCCUGGAACAAACCCCUUACCUCCUUUACUGGCACGGUCUCCUCCGAGGGUGUGAAGCCUGGAGCAGAGGGCAGUGUAGAAUUGGCAAUAGACAGUAUUCAGUUUGGAGCACCAUCAUCUGCAGGCAGCACAGACAGCGAUGGAGUUCCAGCUUUGCUAGAAACUGGCUCUGAAAACAAACUGCCUGCUCCCAAAGAACAGAGACAGAAACCACCUCGAGCUGGCCCAAUCAAAACACAGAAGCUUCCUGAAAUGGAACCAGUGGAAACCAAGGAAUACAAGCCUGGUCCCAUUGGUAAAGAGCGUUCUCUAAAGAACCGCAAGGCCAAAGACUCACGUGGAGGAGAAGGCGAGGGUAUGGAGGGAGGAGUACCUGGAGGAGGUGUUAGCAGAGCCACAGACUCCAGUCCUCCCACCAGUGACACCACAGUACCAGAGCUAGGAGGAGACAUCGAGGGCAUGAUCACGGUGCCCUCAGCAGAGUACAACAGUAACUCAAAGGAGUCCGUCACUGACUACACCACUCCCUCCUCCUCACUGGCUGACAGUGUUCCUACAGGAGGGAACAAAAUCGAAGAGAGUUUGGUGGCCAAUGUGGCACUACCCCACUCAUUGCCCCUUCCUCGACGAGAGACCCUGCAGCAGAGCUCCAGCCUCAGCACAGUCUCCCCUGCUACUGUUGACCUAACAUUAAAGAUGGAAUCGGCUCGUAAAGCAUGGGAAAACUCCCCAAGUCUGGAGAAGAAUUCUCCGGUCACCUCCUCUUCUUCCCCCAUCACCUCCUGUGCAUCCUCGUACUCUUCCUUCUCCUCAGCCUCCAUGCCACAGAUCCCUGUGGCGUCUGUGACCCCCAGUACCUCACUGUCAGGUUCUGGUACCUAUACAACAUCAUCCCUCAGCACCAAGACCACCACGGCCUCUGACCCCCCAAACAUCUGUAAGGUGAAGCCCCAGCAACUGCAAGGUGGAAGUCUUUCCUCCUCCAGCAGUAGCAGUAGUAGUAGCAGCUUCUCUCAGCUGGGCUGUGUGCCUCCCCUCCUGCCCCAGCAGCAGCAGACCCCACAGGUGUACGUCUCCCAGUCUGCAGCAGGUUCUGCAGCUCAGAUUCCAGCAUUCUACAUGGACACUAGCCACCUCUUCAGCACCCCCCAUCCUCGCUUGGCUCCUCCUUCCCUGGCGCAGCAGCAAGGCUUCCAGCCUGGACUCUCACAGCCGACGGCAGUACAGCAGAUUCCCAUCCCUAUCUACGCUCCACUACAAGGUCAGCCUCAGCACCAACACACGCACCAGCCCCAGCUAGGACUCAGCACCGGUCCUCCAGUCUCCCAGCCACAGGAUCUGUUCAGCUCCUCACUGCAGCCUUACAGGUCUCAGCAGGCGUUCAUGCAGAGCAGCCUCUCGCAGCCCUCCAUGAUGCUGUCAGGACCGUCCCUGCACAGCUAUCCCGGUGUGCAGGCACCUGAUCUGGGCAAGCCUCAGUCCAACCUGGCCUAUCAGCAGCCCUCAUCCACCCAGCACAUUCCCAUACUGUUUGAGCCGCAGCUGAACCAAGCCUCAGGCAUGGGAGCCUCCCAGCUCAUUGACACACACCUGCUCCAGGCUCGACAGGGGAUGAAUCAGCAUUCAAACAUGUACUCGGGGCAGGUACAACAACAUGGCCAGAGUAGCUACUACAGCAACACUCAGUCGCCCAGUUCAGCAAUGCAACAGGUGACAGUCCCUCUGCCUGGUUCCCAGUUGUCCCUGCCAAACUUUGGCUCGGGUGGAGGCCAGCCCCUCCUGGCGCUGCCCCCCACGCCGCCUCAGGCCCAGCCCCCCAGCAUCAGUCGACAGCCCCCAGUCUCUCAGCCAUACCGAGGCAUCAUGGGCCCCAACCACAACAUGAUGCAGCCACCCACCAGCAAGAUGGACAUGGAUCUGAAACUCUUUGGCAGCGGGAUGGAUGUGAAGCCUGGAACCCCUCCUGUCAACGCCAGGAGCACUACACCCACCUCCAGUCCUUACAGAGCCAGCUCCACCUCUCCUAGUAGCCAGUCCAGUAAGAUGAACAGCAUGCUCUACCAGAAGCAGUUUCAGCCCAGCUCUGCCGGCAUGAGAAUGACACAGCACUUCCCUGGCCAGUUCAACCCCCAGAUGCUGUCUCAGCCCAACAUCGUUUCUCCUCUGGUUCGACCUAAUCACGCUAACUCAUUUGCUGGAGGUGUCCAGCGCUCUCCCAUGGGCCCUCCAAUGUCACCCAAUGUGGGUGGUGGUCUAAUGCCUCAUCCCAGACCCCAGCAUCCACAGCACAGCCAGCACCCUCCCCGAGGCCCCUCUGGUCCGCCCAUUGUGCCCAGAGGCACACAGGCGGCUCUGAAGGCUGAACAGGACCUAAAGGCAAAGCAGCGGGCUGAGGUGCUCCAGUCCACUCACAAGUUCUUCUCAGAGCAGCAGCAGCAGCAACAGCAGCAACUCAAGGCCCCGCAAGUCAGCAAAACAUCUCGGCUCGAUCAAGGAGGAAAACCCCCCCUCGACACCUCAGCCCCGAAUCACCAGGUGGGAGGUGAUCGCCCAGAUUCUGACAAACCUCCCAUCUCCACGGCCAAGCCCAUACGGACUGGCCCCAUAAAACCGCAGGCCAUCAAACCAGAAGAGGGCAAGUAAAGAGCUGCAGACCCUCUCCAUAUGACAAUACGACUGGAUGGAAAAGAGGAAGAGAGAGAAUCUAGCCCCAUUCACUCAGUCACCACCUCAUACCAGCCCUGGGGGAUGGUGUGGGGGAGGAGGAUGAGUUGGGUAGAGAUCGAAAUGGUAGUGGUUACUGAGAGUAGGCACUGUCCUGCGUAUAUAUAAUCCUCUUCCUCUUCUUUCAACCCCUGUCUUGUCCCACUGUAGGUGGGGGCGUUUGAGUUGGAUUCUUCCAUCAUAUUUAGAUGCCGAUGAAAUGGCUGCACAAGUUGUUCCAUAGAAAUCUACUGUGACGGUAGAUAAGAGGAGAGUUGGAGAGAGAAAAUUUGAAAUGAGAUUUGCUGCUGAGUUUGCCAUUUUUUAUAGCUCUUUAUUUCUGUUCCAUUUUUAUUUUAAUUUGUUUCCCAAAUAAGAUCACGCAUAUUAUAGGAGAAACCUGUUUUGUUAACAAAAGAAUGAAUCACAUUUUUUUUUUUUUUUUCUUUUUUUGUAGUCCAAACAAUCUUAAGUGUAUGUAGUGAAGCACAGUUUUUCUUGCCCAAUCUCCCAUCAUAACUAAUCCAGAGAUUUGUGCAUGCCCAUGCACACGCUCCCUCAACGGUUUCAUCCACGGUUACCACACGGAGAUGUGAAAUCAGAAAUUUUGUCAUUUUGUUUUUGUUUUACCAGAAUGGAAAUGUGAAAAUUGCAGCAUUUGAUUGACUUUAACGAUUGAUUUUAUUGAUUAGUCUGCCUGUGAGCCUUUGCUCCUGCCUUCUGCUCUCAUCUCCUUGCCUGAGAAUAACUGAUGUGUUGGGGUGUUUGUGUCGGGUGUCUGUCCGUGGUAUAAACAGGAGAAAGCUUGUAGCUGGACUCUCCUGUGUACUUAGCCAAAGGUUAAAGCAGGGCAGAGAUGAUGUCACAGCCUUUUAGAAUUGCUGUUGCCGUGGCAGCAGAGUUUUGAGUGAACUUGCAGGAUUACAUGGAUGAUGUAUGAUCACUACUUACAGCUGUUCCAGUAUAGGGGCUACUGUCACACACCCUUUCACUGUUUUCACAACCAUCCUUGCUGUCACACAAACACACACAUACACACUUCACUGUAAAGCACCCAGACCUGCUGCUAUUGACUGAUUUCAGUGCCCUUAGCUAGAAUAUAGCAGGAUAGGGCUAUUUAGAGGAAUAGAAACGGUGAAGUUGAUUGUUAAAACAUUAGAAAACUUUUGAGUGUGUGUAUGUCAACCCCCACAACAAGGGGGGAGAAGAACAGGACAGAGCACAAGGAAAAGGAUAAAAUGAGAAGCCUCAAGUUCUGAAGCGUUUAGGCAGAAGGACACCUAUUGUUUUGUUGUCUUUACUGAUGAGAGCAAUCAGUGCUGUUUUGUCUCUGCCUCACCUCCGCUGGCUGUCCCACCCACAAUGCUCUCAUCUCGGGGAUGGGGUGACAAGGGUCCUUCAGAAAUGUACAGUAGUAUGCACCCUGAGAUGGGGAGAGUGUCCUCGUCACCUCUACCCUAGCUGGGGGAAGAGUCCUUGCUUUGGAGGAUGGAUGAGGGAGGGUGGGUAAUGAUUUUUUUUUUCUUUUUUUUGUUCUUUUUCUUUUUGUUGUACUUGUACAGGGGUUUCAUCGCUGUAUUAAAAGAUGUAAGGUCUUAUUUACAUUCUCUUGGUUUGGUUACAGAAACUAAUAAAAAUAAUAUACUGUUGAGAUGUU
Xiphias gladius (swordfish) is the source of this 10763-nucleotide messenger RNA. RefSeq names its product proline-rich coiled-coil 2C (gene prrc2c). The transcript is spliced from 34 exons. Gene Ontology annotation, biological process: cell differentiation. NCBI's taxonomy places the organism in Eukaryota, Metazoa, Chordata, Actinopteri, Istiophoriformes, Xiphiidae. The coding region runs from base 437 to 9046 and encodes 2869 amino acids. The record is from RefSeq and is a predicted model, not a curated record.